Messenger RNA from Mitosporidium daphniae, 1566 nucleotides. RefSeq lists its product as uncharacterized. Gene Ontology annotation, biological process: endoplasmic reticulum to Golgi vesicle-mediated transport; COPII-coated vesicle cargo loading; intracellular protein transport. The record is from RefSeq and is a predicted model, not a curated record. The transcript is spliced from 6 exons. Bases 1 to 1566 code for a protein of 521 amino acids. NCBI's taxonomy places the organism in Eukaryota, Fungi, Microsporidia. Gene Ontology annotation, molecular function: zinc ion binding; SNARE binding. Gene Ontology annotation, cellular component: endoplasmic reticulum exit site; COPII vesicle coat.
AUGGUCGCAACCGUUGCUCGCGUUAUUUUGGAUUCUCUCGAUUUAAUUCCCAAUCAAGAUGGGCGCACACUGGUUUCGUUCGUUACUUUUGACAAGUCUAUUCAUUAUUACAAUUUCAAGGAUACGGACGACCAUCCACAGGUGAUCAUUGCUAGUGACGUCGAGGAUUUGUUCUUGCCAACUCCAGAAGAUUUGCUGGUCCCAUUGGUAUCAUUUAGGCCACAGAUCGAAAAGCUGCUUAUGAAGCUUCCCCUGAUGUAUUCUAACACUCAGGUCCCGCUGUGCGGCCUUGGAUCUGCUUUAAAGGCUACGCGCGCAAUCAUUGGCUCCCAUGGUGGCAAAAUUAUUGUCUUCCAAACAACACCAACUAACAUCGGACCCGGGAUGCGGUCUUCAGGGUCCGGGCUUUUAUCUCCCUCGUCUUCAUUCAGUGAUGAGCCUUCUUCCACUGCCAAUGUGAUCUCAAAUAUCAAGGGCGUCCUUCAGCUAUCAACGGAAAACAAGUUUUUCAAAGAAUUUGCCGUCGAGUGCACCCGGGAUCAAAUCUGUGUCGACUUGUUCCUGUUCCCCUCUCAGCCAAUCGACCUUUCCUCAUUAAGCUCGAUGAUAAAAGUUACCGGGGGCACUCUCCAUUACUAUCCCGGAUUUUCUGGCAAUAGUUCGGAAGAUGUAGCCAAGUUUUCAUCCGAUAUGUCUUGCUUUUUAUCUACCUCCUUUUGUUUGGAGGCCGUCCUUCGAGUUCGAGCUUCUCGAGGAAUUUCCAUUUCCAACUACAAGGGCAACUUUUUCACCCGCCAGACCGAUCUAUUGGCAUUGCCAAAUUUUAAUCCAAAGCACAGUUUUUCAGUGGAGUUUUCUAUCGAAGAGAGCCUUUCCAGUCCGGUCGCUUUUAUCCAGGCAGCUUUGCUACAUACAACCAGCGGGGGUGAAAGAAGAAUACGGGUCAUUACCAUGGCCCUGCCUAUUUCUUCAAAUCCAUCUGAAAUAGUCAGUCUUGCCGAUGCCAGUGUGAUUGCCAAUGUUCUCGCAAAAAAUGCCAUUGCUCUUGCUAACAGAUCGGACGACGAUCCUAGGGACUAUUUGUUUAGCAAAGUAGUGGACAUCCUCCAAGCGGUCAAAAAUCUUGAGCGAUCCACGUCAUCAAUUUCGCUUCCAAGAGCGUUGAAGCCAAUUGUGUUCUUGAUCCAUGGCGCCAUUAGAUCGCUCUUUUGGUCGAAACAGGGCACUUUUUUCGACACCACUCAAACCCCUACUCUCGAAGGAGAUAUCAGGGCAUCCAUGUUCUGCAUGGUCGAAACGAUGUCUGUCAUGGAGACAACGAAACUGUUCAGUCCAAGAAUUUAUGCGCUGCACUACCAUGACGAGUCACAUGGUGGGUUUUGGCCCGUUCCCCUUAGUGGAGAACGCUUUGAAAGAAAUGGGGUUUAUCUGUUGGACGAUGGCACGUCAAUAUUAUAUUUGUGGGUGGGAGACCUUGUUUCCAAUGACCUUCAGCAAGCUUUGGAUGGUGUUGGCAUUUCGAUGCGUUCCGGAAAGGUAGGGUGGUUGACCCUCAUUACUUUGUAG